This is a messenger RNA of Egretta garzetta (little egret), 1987 nucleotides long. It is a transcript of the gene ETFBKMT, whose product is annotated as electron transfer flavoprotein subunit beta lysine methyltransferase. Lineage: Eukaryota; Metazoa; Chordata; Aves; Pelecaniformes; Ardeidae. Bases 1158 to 1973 code for a protein of 271 amino acids. Gene Ontology annotation, cellular component: mitochondrial matrix. The transcript is spliced from 5 exons. The record is from RefSeq and is a predicted model, not a curated record. Gene Ontology annotation, biological process: peptidyl-lysine trimethylation. Gene Ontology annotation, molecular function: protein-lysine N-methyltransferase activity.
UCCCCUUGUUCAAGUUCUACUCGCCUACUAAUUUUGUUCCCAAUAAGCAGGGAAGGCCAGGAGUCUCAAAUGCAAGGAUGUUCAUCCCGACUGUGCCUUCCUGCACUAACCACUUAAGUUCAGGUUGGCAUUUUGAGCACAGAGCUCUUGGCAGAUAUUUCUCUCUAGGCGAUUAAUUGAAAAAGAGUAACCAUCGUGACAGGCAGUGCAAAAUACAUGCUACCGGAUUUCAGGCCUGCUGAUUUGCAGCAACUCAUGGGGAAAAACAGCAUGCAGCAUUAGCUGGCAAGAUUUAGCUCUGAUUGAUUUCAGUUAACUUCAUGCUUCCCAUAGGCAGAUGGGGAUUAUCUAGCUCUGCCUUCAAGAAGGCAGGCAUUCGUUAAUUACAUUCAUUAAUUACAUGGACUUUGCUGAAUGGCAUUCUCAAAUGUGGGAAAAAAGCAAAAUGUUCAGUCACGUGUAUUUAUUUGUAAUAAAAAUACAAAGCCUUUAGCCAAUGAUUUAAACAAAGACUUAACUGGACUAUCAGCCUAAACAGCAGAAUCCUACGGGGAGGGGAGUUCACAGCUUAACAUUUUAGUAAGCAAUCAAACUAAACCCAGCACCUAAAGCAGAGGCCAGCACACAACAAAAAAUGCCGCUAAACACAUAUGAGCUUUAGUAAAGAUACAGACAAAUAAGGCAAACCUGGAUUCAUGAACCACAAAGUGUUAACGGCUUUGUUGUAUUAGCCCAUUUUUCCUAUUGUCCCCUUGUCUUGUUUUUUUUAAGGACAACCUGCACAGCUCUCAAUGGCAAAGCUGGCCACAAUUCUUCUGUUGUGAAAAAUCGGCAGGGGUGGGCAGAAGCUGACUUUCUUCAUGCAUCGUUCUGCUUUUUCAUGAAAACCACUGCGGAAGAGAGAAAACAGUCAUAAAAUAGAGACUGAAAGCAUCCACCUGAGACUAUGGUACCAUAAGACUAACUGAUCCUUUAAAAUGAAGACUGAAAUGCAACAAAUUGGGAGUAUUCGGAUUCAGAUCAGUUCUUGGGGAAUCCAUCACUAUGAAAAACAACAUCCUUUGAGUUUGUUUCAAGCUUUCUGCCUCAUCACCUGCUGUGCUCAUCAGUAAGCUGUGCUCCGAGCUCUCCUGGGGAGGGUUUGUCUUUGGGGAGACAUGGCCUUCCGUGGCUGGAAGUGGCUCCUCCUCUUGGGCAGGCAGAACACCUUUGCCAAGGCUUGGAGGAGCAGGAGGGGAGGCCCCUUUCUGCGCUGGAAGCGUUGCUGCCAUUGGAGUGCCGGCAAGUCUCUGGACCCUGAGGUGAGAGCAUUUCUGGAGGAGAACACGGAGGUCACCAGCAGUGGGCACCUCACACCAGAGAUACGGCUGCGCCUCCUCACCCCUCGCUGCAGGUUCUGGAAGGAAAAACCUGACCUGUGGCCUUACGGGGACCCGUUUUGGGCAAUUUACUGGCCAGGAGGCCAAGCCCUUUCCAGGUAUAUUUUAGAUAAUCCACGCGUUGUUAAAGGACGGUCGGUUUUGGAUCUUGGAAGUGGAUGUGGAGCAACAGCAAUAGCUGCUGUGAUGAGUGGUGCAGCGCAAGUCCUUGCUAAUGACAUUGACCCUAUUGCAGGAAUGGCAAUGAUCUUGAACUGUGAACUGAACCACUUGAAUCCCUUCCCCAUCACCAUUAAGAACAUCAUUAAUUCAGAAGCCGGCAACUGGGACCUCAUUGUACUGGGAGAUAUGUUUUAUGAUGAACAACUUGCCGAUGGUCUGCAUCACUGGCUGAGGAAACACAUCAGGAUCCAGCAAACAGAAGUGCUGAUUGGUGACCCUGGCAGGCAUCAGUUCUUACGCCACAGCAUUCGCAGUCAGCUGCACAAAGUUAUAGAAUAUUCACUUCCUGAGUAUACUAGACAAGAAAACAAUGGAUUAACAUCAAGUAUUGUCUGGAGUUACCAGCCCUCAAAUAGCUUAGAAAACUGUUGAAGCUGGCUUUCUAA